Cyphomyrmex costatus is the source of this 747-nucleotide messenger RNA. RefSeq lists its product as uncharacterized. The record is from RefSeq and is a predicted model, not a curated record. The transcript is spliced from 3 exons. Lineage: Eukaryota; Metazoa; Arthropoda; Insecta; Hymenoptera; Formicidae. Bases 1 to 747 code for a protein of 248 amino acids. Gene Ontology annotation, biological process: regulation of transcription by RNA polymerase II. Gene Ontology annotation, cellular component: transcription regulator complex; nucleus.
AUGGAUCACUCAUACUCUUAUGACAUUAUGGAAGAAUCGUUUAAUAAUGAAAUGUCUACAAACAUUAAUAAGGACAACGAUUUAAAAAUUGAUGAAAAGGAGGGAGAAGAUUAUUUAAUAGAUCUAUAUAGAGAACGACAUUUCUUAUAUGAUAAAAGAGAUAGAAACUUUAAAGAUAACGAAAUGAAAGCAAAUGCUUGGUUAGAAAUAUCUAAAAUUAUGAUAGAGAAAAAUUGUGGAAAUUAUUAUACACCAGAGUACUGCCAGAAAAGACUAAAGACCUUGAGAGAAAAAUUUAGUCGUUUGCAAAGAAAUGACAAAAAUACUAAAAGUGGUAGCGCAGCAUCAACUGAAAAACCAUCACCGUUAUUAAACCAAAUGUCCUUUUUAAAUACUUAUAUACAGAGACGCAGAACUUACAGCAAUGUGAGGGAUGUUACAGCAAAUGAAAAUUCAACAGAAAAUAUGAAUCCAAUUUCUGACGAAAAUCCAACGAAAAAGCCCAGAAUAUUAGAAAAUAAAACAAAAGAAAAUAAGGAUUUAAAAAAAAAAUCAGACGAAGAAAACAUUUUGAACGUUAUAAGUAACUUAACGAAUAGUAUUGUAGCAGAGACUUCAAGUUUAAAUUUGAGAACCGUCGAAACUGUAUUUGCAGAAUAUAUUGCAUUAGAAUUACAGAAAAUGAAUGAGCCAGAAAGAAGUAUUAAAAAGCAAAAAUUAAUGGAAGUAUUAAUUACUCCACUUUAA